AUGCAGGACACACGAUGGCUUUGUAUUUGUGGGCUGAUCAUAGCAGCUUUACUCCCUGUUAGCUGGCAAAUGAUCCUGAAAGAUUCAACUAAUGAGUCCAGGUGGCAAUCUUAUGAAACAGAAAGUGCACAUAGUUUUACCUCCAACGUCAAGCGGCAUUCUGAAGGUACCUUUACGAGUGAUUUUAGCCAGCGCUUGGACAAGAUGAAGGCGAAGGAUUUCGUGCACUGGCUCAUCAACACCAAGCGUUACAGCUCUACAAAGAGGUUCAUUAAAGAGAAACCCAGCACCAAGCGCUACCUGCCUGGCUCGUUCUGGUUCAGGAUUUGGCCUCCAGUCCUUCCUGGAAGAAGGAAAAUCACGUAUCCUGUGCAUAUGGAAGACGGCGACCUUGGCUCCUUGUUUACCAAUCUGGAAGAGGCUUGCCACAACCAGUGA
Messenger RNA from Varanus komodoensis (Komodo dragon), 438 nucleotides. Its product is annotated as glucagon-2-like. Gene Ontology annotation, cellular component: extracellular region. Gene Ontology annotation, molecular function: hormone activity; glucagon receptor binding. The record is from RefSeq and is a predicted model, not a curated record. Gene Ontology annotation, biological process: adenylate cyclase-modulating G protein-coupled receptor signaling pathway; negative regulation of apoptotic process; positive regulation of insulin secretion involved in cellular response to glucose stimulus. The transcript has 4 exons. NCBI's taxonomy places the organism in Eukaryota, Metazoa, Chordata, Lepidosauria, Squamata, Varanidae. The coding region runs from base 1 to 438 and encodes 145 amino acids.